Messenger RNA from Linnemannia hyalina, 2565 nucleotides. NCBI's taxonomy places the organism in Eukaryota, Fungi, Mortierellomycota, Mortierellomycetes, Mortierellales, Mortierellaceae. The record is from the annotation of a GenBank genome assembly.
AUGAACUUUUUCGCAAGUGGGCUGAACACCCUUCGAGGCCAGAAGGGGCAGCACCAGACUGGGUCCGAGACCAUCGACAGGCUCUGCGACAGAAUCGAGCAUGCGACUCUUCUCGAGGACAGACGUGCUUCGGUUCUCACCCUCAAGUCGUGCUCCCGAGAACAUCGGCGGGACAUUGGUGCAAGGGGUACCAAGGUCCUCUGCAAGGUGUUGCAUCAGGACAAUGCCGAUAUCGAUAUCACCAAGGCCGUUCUGGAGACAUUGACAGUGUUAUGUCAACCCGAGUCGGACCGUGAAGAAGCACAGGAUUUGGCCCUGGAGAUUUCAAAAGCUAUCCUCGAGGAUGCGAGCAACGUGGCAGUCUUGCUGGAUAUGCUGGAGGAAUACGACUUUUACGUGCGAUUCCACGUGGUAUCACUCCUCGCCACACUGGUCCUGAGCAACACUGAUCGCCUUCAGGAAUCCAUCCUCACUUCACCCAUGGGAAUGUCGAGGCUGAUGGCGCUCCUGGACGAUCGCCGCGAGAUUAUCCGCAAUGAGGGCCUGUUGCUGUUGAUCUCGCUGACAGAGUCGAAUGCGGAUCUUCAAAAGAUUGUGGCGUUUGAGAAUGCAUUCGAGAGACUAUUGGCGAUUAUUGACGAGGAAGGUGCUAUCUCUGGAGGCAUCAUUGUCCAGGACUGUCUUCAACUUGUGCAAAACCUUUUACGAUACAAUGUUUCAAAUCAGAACUAUUUCCGUGAGACGAGCUGCAUUCAGAGGAUCCCGGCUCUGUUCAACGAAGAGAUCUUGGACGAUAAUGGAAAACAUAACGCAUCAAUGAAGGAUGUCUGGUCGGAUCAAAAGGGCAACAACAUGAUCAUGGUUUUGGAGCUCAUCCGCGUCCUGGUCGUCCCAGACCAUUCCAACACCACUCCCAACCAAAAAUCGAUGUACCAGUGCGGGGUUCUUCCGCUAUUGAUUGAUGUGUCUCUGACCUCCAACGCCCCACAGCGUGUUAAGGCUAGUGCUUUCUACGCGUUGGCAGAGCUGAUUCGACUCAACAAUGUGAACCAGGAUACGCUUUCCAAAACUGUUAUUAUACCCGCUCAUCCACCGGUCUUUAUCCCAGAAGCCCACAACUCGUCCUUGACGCCUCCAAGUCGAUCGUCAGCUCAGCUUUCUCGCUCAUCGUUUCAGUCUGGACGCAACUCGGCCAUUGGAGAUCAUCGACCACUCGAACAGCGGGAGCGGUGUCCGGCUAUUGUUGAAGUCGUUGCUAUUGCUGUUGGGAAAUACCCUGGAUGCACUUACUCUGUCAGAGCCGCAGCCACCUGCCUCUUCCAAACGUUUGUGCUGGAGAACCCUGACACGCAGAUGGUGCUGGCCACAACCCUAAACCCACCGCCAGAUGACAACCCCAACACUCCAUCCAAUGAAAAACCACAGUCGCCAGGAACACUGUUGCUGGAGGCAUUGCAAGGAUGGCAGGAAGAUAACGAGACGGGGGUGACAGAUCCGUAUAACAGCUGGUUUGCGACAGUGCUGUUUUCACAUAUUCUUCAAAACAACUCGCGGGCCAAAUCCAUCGCCUUGGCAAUUACUUUCGGGGACGAAGAAAAUGGCGAGGAUCCAGUAUCCUUGAUUCAUGCGAUUGCUGCUGCUCUAAUGGUGGCUGUCAAGGGUCAGUCUGAUCCCCGUGUCGCUUUGGGAUAUCUGGCUCUCCUCUGUGUAUGGUGCUACGAUAGCCCCAAGAGUAUCAAGGACUUUUUGUCAGAAGGAGUCCACCUGCAGUUUUUGAUAGAGCUGAUUAGUCCGUCGUCGAAGGAAGAUCCAAUGGUUCAAGGACUGGCAGCAUUCUUGCUUGGAAUUUGCUAUGAGUACAACUGGGAACAGGACGCUCUUAUCACCCGUGCGACGAUCCAGCCCAUUAUCUUGAGCCGCAUUGGACUUGACCACUUUGCAGCGUGUAUUACUCGCGUACGAGAGUCUAAGCCCUUCAAGGAUGCUGUGCCGUUUAUGGUUGUCCUUCCAUCUGAAGAGGGUGGCGGAAGGUUGCCUGAUCUGUACUUUGACUACUCCUUUGUUGAGUUUCUCAAGCGCACCUUUGAGAGCACUCAAAAGUCGAUUAUGGUGUCCCCUAACAAGAGUCGUCCUCUGGCAGGACUGUCGGCUUCGGAUCAGGCAGAGACAGAGUCGCAGAUGGCAUCGAUGCAGGCCAAGAUUGAGGCACAGAAUAGUGAAGUAGCGAACCUGAAGUCAGGCCAUGAUGCUGAAGUGGCUAACUUGAGAUCGAGUCAUGAAGCUGAGGUGGCUGGUUUGAGGGCUAGGCAUGAUGCUGAGGUGGCAGACUUGAGGGCGAAACUUGACGAGGCCUACCGUAUGCUUUCUCAACAGGCCCACGAGAGAAGGGAGCAUGAAGCGGUAUGGAGAGAGUUGGAAGAGUUGAGGGAAGAGGGUCGUGUGCGGCAGGAGCGUCAGGAGGCAUUGGAGAAGGAGCAUGAGGACCUGUUGAUCUGUUUGGCAGAGCAGGAUGAGGAGUUGAGUGGAUUGAAGGAGCACAUCCUAGCGCUUGGCAUCAGCAAGUAG